AUGUCUGACUUCCACAAUACCAAACGCCCAUUUGACCUCGCAGCAUCUCUCGAAGAACAGCAACGACUCAGAGAUGAAAGAAAGCGGUCCAAAAACGGAUAUACAGGCUUCGAUAAGAAUACUCCUCCCCAUUUACAAUUCAUUAAAAGACCCCUUGUAACCGUCAACAAAGAUCCACCUUCGCCGUUGAGGUUGAAAAUCAUGUCCUACAACACUUUGGCUCAGUCAUUGGUCCGACGUACUCUCUUUCCCACAAGUGGAAACGCAUUAAAAUGGGCCACCAGAUCGAAGGUUUUAACCAGCGAAUUGAAAUAUUACGACGCAGACAUAAUGUGCUUGCAAGAGGUUGACGAAGUUCAAUUCGAAUCCUAUUGGAAAGAAAAGCUCAAGGAGCUAGGUUACGAAUACAAAUUUGAGCGAGCAUACACGAAGAGACAUGGCAUUGUCAUUGCGUUCAAGCCACAAUUGGUGAGCAGUACUUAUUCAAGGGUUAUCAACUAUGAUAGAGAAGAUGCCGGCUUCCUUAGUUCGCAGACAACCACAGACAAUCUUGGCCUUGUAACUUGCUUGAGCUUCACCAAAGAAACACGAGAAAAAUACCCUCAAUUGAAGUCUGGAAUUGUAAUCGCUACUACCCACCUCUUCUGGCAUCCCAUGGGAACAUAUGAAAGAGCCAGACAAAGCUUUCUCUUGAUGCUGAGAACAAUCCAGUUUGCUAUGAUGUUGGGUGGCUCACCAAAUUCCUUUUAUCAUUUUAUGGCUGGUGACUUCAAUACCCAGCCCUUUGACUUUCCAUACUUGGCUAUGACGUCGAGUAAGCCUUUGUCGAGACAAGUUGGGGAGCCUGAAGCGGUCCUUGCUAAAUCUUUGGGAACAGUUAUUGAUGAUGAAGAGGAAGAAGAAGAGGAAGCGGAUGGUCAAACAAGAAGCGCUCCACAAUCUGCUCCCACCGAAAACCAACUCAGCACCAUUGACGAACUUAAAACUUUGUACGAUGAGAUGCCAUUCAAUGCUAUUUCGUUAUAUUCAAUAGGUUACGAGCUGGUAGAUCCAGCCAACAGUGGAAUCGACAAUGCCGAUCACGAGCCAUAUUUUUCCAACUGGGCCCACGCCUGGAGGGGCUUAUUGGACUAUAUCUUCGUUUUGGCCCCCAGAAUCAACCAAAGACAACCCGAUGUGCGCGAGCGUUUAGUUGAGGAUCAAGGUGUGAAGCUCAUUAGUCUUCUUCGUUUACCCAGAAAGCAGGAGAUGGGGUCUGAACCAUCGGGACAGCCAAGAACUGGACAAUAUCCAUCCGAUCAUUUGUGUUUGAUGGCCGAAGUAGAAUUAAGCUGA
This is a messenger RNA of Meyerozyma guilliermondii ATCC 6260, 1335 nucleotides long. RefSeq names its product RNA exonuclease. Gene Ontology annotation, molecular function: poly(A)-specific ribonuclease activity. The coding region runs from base 1 to 1335 and encodes 444 amino acids. The record is from RefSeq and is a predicted model, not a curated record. The transcript has a single exon. Lineage: Eukaryota; Fungi; Ascomycota; Pichiomycetes; Serinales; Debaryomycetaceae.